Molecule: messenger RNA, 3912 nt
Organism: Anolis sagrei ordinatus
Lineage: Eukaryota; Metazoa; Chordata; Lepidosauria; Squamata; Anolidae
Source: RefSeq, a predicted model, not a curated record
AUGCUAGAGCUAAAGGAUGAGUCAGAGGAGGAACUUUCAGAAGAAUUAUGUGACCUGGAAGCCGCAGCUGUUUUCCCGGCAUCCUGUCUCCAACGCUUGGACAGCACAGAUUGGAAAGAGCGCUUUUCUGCCUUGGAGACCUUGCAGAAGACUGUGGAAGGGAUGGAAAAGCACCAGAUGCCUUGCCAAUCGUUAGUACGGUUACUGGAUAGAGGACUGGGAUGGAACGACACCAAACUCCAUGUGAUUCAGAAGAAGCUGUCUAUUGUCACCCUCACUGCUCAAAGGGGGAACUUCUCCAGAACUGCAGCUCGGCUUGUUUUGGGAAAGUUAGUGGAGAAGAUUGGGGAUAUAAUCUGCAGCAAGGACACCAAAAUAGCUCUAACUGCCGUGGCAGAAGCAUGUGGAUUGCCUUGGACAGCAGAGCAGGUUGCCAAGGCUGCUUUCUUGCAGGAGAGCCCCAGGACCCACACGGAAACGUUCAACUGGCUGACUGGGGCCAUCAAGGAGUUUGGCUUUGCAGGCAUGGAAGCCAAGAACCUCAUUAGCUAUAUCAAAACUGCUCUGGCUGCCAUCCACCCAGAGGAGAGGGCUUCUGCUUUCCACCUCCUAGGAGUCAUGUACCUGUAUGUAGGACUCCCACUGAGGACCUUCUUUGAGAAUGAAAAGUCACCUCUCCUCUAUCAGAUAGAUGUUGAGUUUGGGAAGGUACAUGGCCAGAGACCACCCCUUCCAACUCGUGGCUUCUACAAGUCCAACAAAGAUAGUGCGAGUGACCAGAGAGGAGGUGAUGCCCAGCCUGUCAGGGAGAACGAUGCUGUUGAUAUCCGGAAGAAGAUCUCAUGGGAGCUGAUGGCGAAAAUGCAGGACCCGAACUGGAAGGUGCGCAAGGACGGGUUGGAGGACUUGUCUAGGAUCCUCAGCAAUGUUGAUGCCAUCCAGCCCAACAUCGGGGAGCUCUCAAACAUCUUGAAGGCAUGUUUGCAUGACUCCAAUAAAGCCCUUGUGAAGCAGACCUUGAUUGUGCUCCAACAGUUGGCCAGGGCCAUGGGACCAGGUCUUCGGCAUCAUGUCAAGUCUCUGGGAAUGUCCAUCAUUGCGAUCUUGAGAGACAACAAGAGCAACCUGAGAACAAUGGCUCUUACAACUGUGGAAACCUGGGCUGAACAGACUGGCAUGAAGGAUUGGUUGGGAGGGGAAGAUCCCACAACUGAUAUGAAGAAGGACUAUAUCAACCACAAGCAAGGGAUUCUGGGCUGGCUGGCUGAAAAACUGCCUUCUCCCUGUUAUGGUUCUGUCUCUGCAGACUUGUUUCGUUGUGUGCCUCACCUCUACGCAGAUCUGGAGGACAUGAAUGAAGAAAAGAGCAUGGCAGCCCAUGAUGCUCUGCCUUUCUUCCUUCUCCACCUGGGUUUUGAGAAGAUGUCUGAAGCUGCCAGCAAACUGAAGCCAGCUUCCCAAGACCAGGUAUUAGUGAUGCUAGAGAAGCUCAAAGUAGGAAAUUCCACCAAGCCCCAGAUCCGCUUCUCCAAGUCCCUUCCCAAGCUCCCAACGAGCAAAUGUUGGUUCAAGUCAACCAUGACUUUGGCUAAGGAGUGCAACCCACCUUCUUCUUUCCUUCCUGAAACUUUGGCGUCCAGUGAAUUGAGCUUGGAGGUCAGAAAAGCCAAAUCAGAAGGCACUGUCCUCAAAGUGAAGAAGCUUCAAAAUAUGAAGAUGCAAGCAAACUUUGGCAUGAAAGAAGAGAGCCCCAAGCUGGGCCACAUUUUCAUCCUGAUUCCUAAGGCCAAAGAACAAAGGGCAAAGGAUGAGAAGGCUCUGAGGGUGCUGAGGUGGAACUUUAGUACUCCAAGUAGCAAGUACAUUGAGCAGCUCAAGGCUCAGAUGAGUGGUUGUAUUGCCAACUGGUUACAGGAGGAGCUGUUUCACUCCAAUUUUCAGCAUCACAUUAAAGCUCUCAACGUGAUGGCCAAGCACUUGGAAGCGGAGCGGGAAGGGGCCAUCAGCUGCUUGGACCUUUUACUGAAAUGGCUCAGCUUGCGUUUGUUCGAUACCAACACAUGGGUGCUCAUGAAGACCUUAGACUACCUGAAAAGACUCUUUGAUCUGCUGAUUGAAGAAAAGUAUGAGCUCAUGGAGAACGAAGCCUCCUCCUUCCUCCCCUACCUUCUCCUAAAAAUGGGGGUGGCCAAGGAGUCCAUCCUGAAAGAGGUGCGGGCCAUUGUGAAGCAGGUAACGGUGGUUUACCCAGCUUCAAGGACCUUCUGUUACCUCCUGGAAGGAGCCCAGGCCAAGAAUGCCAACCAACGGGUGGGGUGCUUGAAAGAGUUGGGGUGGCUGCUCAAGGCAUACGGCCCAGAGGUCUGCCAGCCAAACCCAAAGAAAGCACUGAAAACAAUCAUCACGUUGAUAGGGGAUUCAAACAACGCUGUUCAUAAUGCUGCCUUGAAAGUCAUUGGAACUGCCCGAGAUGUAUUUGGAGUUGAAGCCUUCAAGAUCAUUGGAAACAUAUCUGACAAACACAUGAGUUCCUUGGAAGGGAAUAUAAAAGCAGCUGAAGCCAAGCACGGAAGAGAGGACAAAGGGGGCAGCCUAUUCUUCCAUCUGGCUGCUAGGCAGGGAUCCCCAGACUCCUUCAAACAGAAUUAUGGAAGUGACUACUGCACAGAUGAUGAAGAAGAUGAAGAGGAGGUUGAAAACGAAUAUGCCGACGAAGAAGAAAAUUUCGUUUCUCCUCCUGACCACUUCGAGGUGGAGAAUGCUGGUGAAAUGGUCUUCUGCAACAAUCCAAGACUAGAGAAGCAACUCCUCCAAAGUGUAACAUUUGAGCCUCAGACCAAGAUGAGGAGUCCCCCCAACAUCAAUAUGAUCAUCUGCCAGGCAGCCAGUGGCAACAUCAGCACCUGCAUUGAGGCCCUAUUGCUGAUCCAAACGAUUCUGCGGCAGGAGGACAAAGUAGAAAUCAUGUCUGGCCACAUCAACCAAUUCUUGAUAGCAGUAGUCCAGCAGCUGAAAUUCCUCCAUCGGCUCUAUGUGACGGCAGAGGAGGAGAUGAGAAGGGAGCAGGUCCUAGAGCUUUACAGCCGUGUCAUUUGUAGCAUGAUCGCCCUCUUCCAGGUGGACAGACUGGCCAGGGAAGCUUCUGCAGGGGUUCUGAAGGACCUGCUGUGCAGCCUGGUCACCCUCAUGCUGGACUCCCCGGUUGAAGAACAUCAAGAAGGGCACAAAAUUAGCCAAGCAGUCAACCUCUUGGUCACCAAAGUCUUGCAGAAAUCUGAUCAGACCAGGCUAUUCAGUUCUUUGCUGCUUCUCCUCUGCGAAGGCAUGACAGCCAACACAAAUCUCUUUGCCUUUUCAGAAAUGGUGGCCAAGUGUUUGUGGCAUAUCACCAAGCGCCUCCCAGAAACCAUUGACUGUAUCAAUUUGGAUCAGGUCCUCUUAGAUACUCACAUCUUCAUGAAGACUUGGCCCAAGGAAAAAUUGAAGAAGUACCAAAGCGGCUAUCCUUUCCGGGCAGUGAAGGCUCUUUUGCACAUCAUUUGCAAGCUGAAGGGAGACGAGGUCUUGGAUCAUCUCAUUCUUAUAGAAGACACAGAUGAGUCUGAGUUGGAAGCCCACCUAUUCAAACUUCUAGGGUACUCUAAAGAAGAGCAGAUUACCACCACUGACGAGGACAAAGGCUCUUCCUGUCCAGCAGAGGAGAAAACUGAUGGCACCCUGACCGAGAUCUUCAAGAAGAUCAACUCCAAGGAGACAGCCAGGACAGGCCUUGAGGAGCUGUAUAGGUACAAAGAGAAACAUCCCGAUGCAGAUUUGGAGCCAUUCCUGAAGACUUGCUCUCUCCUCUUCCGGAGUUAUGUCAAGCAUGGCUUGGCCGUUAUGUCCAACGAUAGAGAAUCCAGACAUAAAUAA